AUGGAGGUCCUCGACAUAUCUGAAACUCAAAUCCGUCUCAAAAAUCAAAUUAGAUACAAAUGUUUCAAUUCCACGGCCGAAACAUCCCCUACAACUUCCAGCUCCACCACAUUCUACCUCAUGACGCAGCGUGCUCCCUAUACUGUGUCAGGCACUGCAAACAAAUUGUUUGCUGUGGGGUGCCGCGACAUCCCCCAUUUCACCGGAAGCACCAACGCCGCAUUUUUUUCAUUAUCCAACGAUGGAACUGCCUCCUGCAGGACUAACUGCAGCUCUGGCGGCAAGAACGUCGUCGCAGGGGAAUGCAAUGGGAUAGGAUGUUGUCAAGCCGCAAUUCCCAAGGGAAUGAGAUCUUAUUCUGUGUCUCUUGACUACGAAAGUAACCAUUCAACCUUGGUUUCUUACAACCCUUGUGGGUAUUCAUUUGUAGCAGACCAAGAAAGUUUCAAAUUUCGUGGGAUUCCAGAUCUUGAUGACCCCAACGUUAUAAACAGGACAAUGUAUGAUGCUCCUUUGGUGCUAGAUUGGGUGAUAGCCAAUAAUACGUGCGCCAAUGCUCCACGCGAUCGCGACUCUUAUGCUUGCAAGGAGAAUACUACUUGUGUCGAUGCUGUUGAUAGUGGCAUUGGAGGUUAUCGUUGUAGUUGUCUCCCUGGUUAUGAGGGUCACCCUUAUCUUAGUCCAGGUUGCUCAGAUAUAAAUGAAUGUGAAGAUCUCGAUAGUAGUCCGUGUUCAAUGAUAUGCACUAAUACUCAAGGAAACUACACUUGUUCAUGUCCAUCUGGAUAUAUCGGCGAUGGUACAAGACAUGGGACUGGUUGCCAGGCUCAAUACGCUUUGAAGGUUGGCUUAGGUGUUGGCUUAGGCUCCUUAACUAUACUCAUUACUGGAAGCUGGGUAUUCUUAGCAAGUAGGAAUCGAAGACUUACUCAAAUGAAAGAGACAUUCUUUCAACGAAACGGAGGUUCUCUAUUGAAGCAACUAAUUGCUCCCAGUAAACAAGACGACGAUGUGGAACAAGUAAAGGUAUUUACCAUCGAUGAGUUAAAGGUAGCCACCAAAAACUUCAAGGAUGAAAGAAUCGUUGGUCGAGGUGGUUAUGGUACAGUUUACAAGGGAUUUUUACCAAACAAUCAAAUUGUUGCGGUUAAAAGAUCAAAAUUCGUGGACGAAAACCAAAUCGAGCAAUUUAUAAACGAGUUAAUCCUUCUUGCACGAUUAAGACAUCCUAAUGUGGUACGACUUAUAGGGUGUUGUUUGGAGGUCGAAGUUCCAUUGUUGGUUUACGAGUUUAUCUCCAAUGGUACGGUAUAUGAUCAUAUUCAUAACAAAAAUGGAGCUUCUUGGUAUUCUUGGAGUAAUUGUUUACGGAUUUCCAUGGAAUCGGCUAAUGCUUUGGCAUAUAUUCAUACAAUACCGAUAUUUCAUCGAGAUAUUAAGUCCGCAAACAUUUUACUAGACGAUAGUUUUACGGCAAAGGUGUCCGAUUUCGGUGCUUCGAGGUUGAUUCCAUUACAUGAAACACAUUUAUCGACGGUGGUACAAGGUACGUUAGGGUAUCUCGAUCCAGAGUACUUCUUUUCAAGUCAAUUAACGGCGAAGAGUGAUGUUUAUAGCUUUGGUGUUGUUCUUUGUGAGCUUUUAACAAGGACAAAACCGUUAUUAACGGAGAGGCAAAGUGAAGAAUCGAACCAAAAUUUGGCGACAUACUUUGUCAAGUCAAUGCAACAGGACAAUUUAUUCAAGAUUCUGGAUUCUCAGUUGGUUAUGGAAGCAACUAAAGAGCAAUUAAUCUCAAUAUCGAAGCUUGUAGAGCGAUGUUUAAGUGUUGAGGGUAAUGAAAGGCCAACAAUGAAGGAAGUGGCUAUGGAAUUAGGAGACUUAUGGAAGCAAACAACAUACUUGUCCCCGAACAAGAGUCGUCAUUGACGAUUGAUCGAAACCAUGAUAGCAUCAUUUAUGAGGUAAAUCAGUUUGAUCUUCUAUAGAAGCGUUUGUGGUUGGUUACAUUUUUAGUUGAAUUUCUUGUUGUAACAUAGAACAACGAUAUAAAAUAAAUAAGGAAAACAAAAAUUAUGCGUAGAAUUUCGAGAAAUGUUUACUGAAAUAUUACGUGUUCAUCAUUGCGUGUUACGACAUCCUAAGUCCGAUGACAUGACGCGUCACGGGACGUCGAUCAUGAAUAUUGGAUCACGGGUUUAACGAGGAAGUACAAGCGCAUAUCAGAUAUGUAUGAAAAGACAAAAUAGGA
Spinacia oleracea (spinach) is the source of this 2251-nucleotide messenger RNA. Its product is annotated as wall-associated receptor kinase 5-like. The transcript has 4 exons. Lineage: Eukaryota; Viridiplantae; Streptophyta; Magnoliopsida; Caryophyllales; Amaranthaceae. Bases 1 to 1929 code for a protein of 642 amino acids. Gene Ontology annotation, cellular component: plasma membrane. Gene Ontology annotation, molecular function: ATP binding; protein serine/threonine kinase activity; calcium ion binding. The record is from RefSeq and is a predicted model, not a curated record. Gene Ontology annotation, biological process: cell surface receptor signaling pathway; protein phosphorylation.